AUGCUUAAGAUGAACAAACGAGGCAAGGAUGUCAACUGGUCAAAGUUAGCAAAUGCAUCGCCUAAACCAAAGAGACUUCACUUGGAAGAGGAUGACUGUUAUGGUCUUUUCUGCCCAGUGCAAAUUUGUAAAAAACCACGAUGGAUUCACUACGAAUAAGAGGCUGUAGAAAGCACGUAAAGAUCAAACACAGUUGGUACUAUUACUUCGACCCGUAGCCAGACAGUGUGCAAAUCGAUACCCUUAAUGUCGAUGAAACCGACAAAUGUGAAGCCAGUGAUCAGAAGAUUAUACCGCUUAAAAGCAGGGCAAUUGCCUCUUUUGAUACUACGAACAAAAUUGUCAAGAACUUUUUUUCGUGGCUCACUGGCGGUGGUGGGGACUGUAAAAGUGAUCGACAAACACAACAGAUCGUAAGCAAGUGAUAAAAGUUUCUCAAAUUUUGUUGCGAAGACGAAGAGGAGCUCACAUUUGACAUUGUGGACUUUAGUUUAUGUUCACCGAAUUUUCUUUUCAAGUUUGUUGAUACGAUGCAGGAUGAUUGGAACCUGGGACACACGGGACGCAUAGGCUAAUUGAACGCCAUUGCAGAAUUGGUGGAUUAUCAAAAAGUGAAUGGAGCAUCGGAAUCAGUAUUGAGGGGACUGGCUUCAACAGAAAUUUACUUGAAAAAGGUGCGCAAAACCGUUUCCAAAAUGAUGCGGUUGCAGUGGACCAAUGAACUCGACAUCGAUGCCUUAGAAGCUAAGGGACACUGA
Molecule: messenger RNA, 758 nt
Organism: Porites lobata
Lineage: Eukaryota; Metazoa; Cnidaria; Anthozoa; Scleractinia; Poritidae
Source: the annotation of a GenBank genome assembly